AUGAGCGCCUCGCCAGCAGGCGGACCUACGGGGCCGAGCUCGACAACACCAUCAGCUGGCGGUCCAGCACCUGUCGCGCGAAAAAAGCCCAACGUGAGCAUCUUCACGCCCAAGCGGAAACCCGUCGUGAAGAAGCCCGCGCCAGGCCAGAGUGGUGGAACGCAGUCACAACCCAUAAAUGGCGCUGCCACUGGUCAACAGCAGGCAGCUAAUGGUGUGAAGCAGGAACCGGCAGUUAAGGACUACUCGGAGUAUCCCAUCUACGUGUCGAAGAACAUGAUCGAUGAGGGACUGCACUACCACACCAUGAAGCUCAAGAGCAGAGAGGACAAGACCAUCAAUCCCUACGAUGUCUCGCAGUUUCCGCGUCCUGUCCGUCUUCACCGUCGCAUGGCACGCGACAAGAGGGCAUUGGGAGAGCAGUUGGAGGCUGCAUCUGGCGUGGACGACAAAGAGCGUGAGUUGAUGAGCGCCAAGCGCGCGGAGCGUCAAGCGGAGAGGGAGGCCAACCAGGCACUUAUUGCGCCGACUGGAGGUGAUGCGAAGAAGUCUACGAAGAAGAAGCCACAGAAGAAGGUGGAAGAUGUCUACUACGACGAGAACAACCCAAAGCAUCGAGCGAGAGCCCAGCUUCGAUACGAAGAAGCACGCCCAUGGCAUUUGGAAGACUUUGAGAGCAAGAAUAUAUGGGUUGGGAGCUACGAGGAGCCACUGGCAGACAGAAGCGUCAUGUUUGAGAUAGGCACCGAGGGUUUUCGCAUGGUGCCAGUGGAGAAGUGGUACACAUUUACUCAGACAAAUCGGUUCGAGGUGAUGGAUUCUGAUGCGGUGGAGAAGCACAUGGGGCAGAAGCUCAAGGCGCCGCGGUGGUUCUUGGGCACUCAGAUGGCGAAUGAUGAGGCGCGGAAACAGGCUGCGUAUCAAGCACGCGAGCAACAACGUAUCAAGAGACGCGGGUCAGAAGAUGAGGAGAUGCCAAUCAAGCGGGAGGAGUACCAAGCCGAUGUGGACGAGAUCGACUUCGAGUUUGAAGGCGAGUUUCAAGACGACGACGAGGGCAUGAUCUAUGGUGAUCAAGACGAGGACGCCAAAGAGAUCGAGAGAAGGAUCCGGGAGGAGAUGCGUUCAGCCAAUCUUGCUGGUUCGGGGCUGAAGGAUAUCGACAAGGACUACGAUGAGGAGGAGGCUGAAGAGAAGAGGAAGGAGCAGGAGAGGAAGCGCAAGCAGAAGCGCAUGCGGAAGCAGCUGAUCAAGAAGGAGCGUAAGAAUGAGUACGACUCCGAUUCGGACCGGGGUGAGUUCUCCGAGAGUGAAGAGAGCGAAGAUUCGGAAGAGGAGCGCGAGAGGCUAGAAGAAGAGCGCAAGGCAGAAGAGGCACGGAAGCUGAAUGACGAGAAGUCGGGCGCAUCGACAAAAGGCACGAACACGCCUACUGGAAGGUCGGAGAAGCGAGAUCAGAGCAGGCUUGGUGCAUCGCUCAAGCGGCCAGGCUCGCCCGACCUGUCCGAACUUAGUGGGAACGAGUCGAGUCGGAAGAAGGCGAAGGGCGUAAAUGGCCGCGCGGUGUCUAGUGCUGCGAAUGGUGCUCGCUCGCUGUCACCCGACACAACCAAGCCCAAGCGCGCAUCCGGCUACGGCUCUGGCAGCGACACCGACACCUCCCGCGCUGGCCGCCCCAAAAUCAACCUCAAAUCCGGCGCCGUCGGCUCACCAGUCGAAGGCUCACGCACCGCCUCCCGCGUCGCCUCUCCCUCCCACCCAGCGAGUAGGACUCAGAGCCCGAGUCGCGAGCCUUUCCCCACUCUUGAAGAAGUGCGCGCGGCCAUUCCAGCAACCGGCAUCGACCUGAAGGAACUCGUCCGCGUGUUUAGAGCGCGCGUGGGCAAUGCGAAUCAAGCGGCGUUUAUUGGGCUGGUGAAGCAGGCGGGCAAGCAGGAUCCGGCGAGCAAGAAGAUCGUUCCCAAGGAGGGUCCGAGUUCAGGUGCGACGUACAAUUCUGCUUCCUAG
Messenger RNA from Saxophila tyrrhenica, 2007 nucleotides. It is a transcript of the gene TFG1, whose product is annotated as transcription factor IIF subunit tfg1. Gene Ontology annotation, biological process: transcription initiation at RNA polymerase II promoter; positive regulation of transcription elongation by RNA polymerase II. Lineage: Eukaryota; Fungi; Ascomycota; Dothideomycetes; Mycosphaerellales; Extremaceae. The transcript is spliced from 2 exons. The record is from RefSeq and is a predicted model, not a curated record. Bases 1 to 2007 code for a protein of 668 amino acids. Gene Ontology annotation, molecular function: DNA binding; RNA polymerase II general transcription initiation factor activity; TFIIF-class transcription factor complex binding. Gene Ontology annotation, cellular component: nucleus; transcription factor TFIIF complex.